AUGAGCAAUGUAUCGAGCAAUGUCUUACUGACCUACGAUUCUAACUUAGAGCUACAUUCAGACAGUUCCGAUUUCGAAGGCAUACAGAGCCCCGUUGUCACAGGCAAAAAGGGUAAACAUAAAUUCCAUAUGAAGAAACUAUACCCAAAGCGAAAUCCCCACUUACAGAGAUGCAAUAGCAAUGAUUAUGUACUGUCGGAAGACACCUCUACAGAAAUGUGGGAAAGACAAGAAACCUCUUUAAAUCAAUACGAAGAAACAGUAGGCGAAAUUAAAGUACGAAAAUCCUACAAAAACAAAAAAUACAAAACUCUAGACAGCGGGGACCAAAUAGUAACAAUAAAGUCUAAACGCUCGUUGAUACGACACAAAGUAAUGCCAUGUCUAUCAAGCAUGUUCGGACGACCGAGUAAUAAUGUUAAACAAAUGUCAAUUAUAAAGGAAAACCAAGCUGAAAACGUAAACAUAGAUAACGGUUGUCAGGCCAGCGUCAACCGUGAACACAAAAUAAGGAAAUCUACUAUAAGACAGCCAUGCUACGCCGUCCAACCUGUUUAUGCCUUUGAAGGAAACGUUCAUUCCAAGCAGACUCCACUUCAACACACAAAAAUUGUCCGAGAACCGUUAUCGCCUCGCGAAACCUUCCGAUACGACAACUCUAACAUGAGUAACAGUUUGACAUCAUCCACGGAGGACGACAGAACUCGAAGAUUCAUUAAAACGAAAAAGUCAAAGCGUAACAAAACUUUCCUCAAUGAUUAUUCCCCAGGUUAUGAGGGAUCAGACCCAAAAUGUAACAUACAGCAGCAGUACCCUUCGAUAUCACUUUCAAACUCUCCAUAUGAUAUAUAUACAACUCCUUGUCAGUAUCAAGGGACCUAUAAAAGGUGUUCCCCAUUACCUUCUGAUUGUAGUAGUGAUCUACCGGGCACAUGCUCAGGUUUUUGGGACUAUCUCUUCAAUAAAAUCAAUAUGAAAUACCAAGGUAAUCUGGGGAAGCCGUGCAGAUGUAAUGAUAUAAAUACAAAUACUACCAUCGUCACCCACUGCUGUGCACCUACUUGUGAAAAAAAUAACAACCCGCAAUAUGCGAGUGCUCCUCCACAAGCCUAUCAAAGCCAGACCCCAUACAAGCAAGAUUCAUGCUCCUGUUGUGCCUCUUUUCAUGCAAGACCUCCUGCAAUUGUUAAUGAAACUCAGACUACACCAUCUCCCAUUUUACCCGUGACUGUCCCUCUACCCGCACCUCUACCCGCUCCCCCACCAAACAAAAAACAGGAAGAAGUGAAAGUAACAUGUAAGUGUUAUUCAAAAAAGUAUUCAAACGGUGCGGCGCCGCCCCCCGCUGCAGUUGUACCAAAGUCUACAGGCUCUAUGACUAUGGCUGAUAUACCACGACCCUGCCAGGUCCCACACGAUGAAAUUACAGGUAACUUAACACAGAAGUAUAGAGGUGAAAUACUAUGCAUUCACAACCCCCCGUGCGUUUUGAUCAACGGGUGCCUCAAUCUUCCGCCUCCUAAAGAAGAAACGACUAUGAAUAUGUACCCAGUAGCUACAAAUGGUAACAGCAUCAAGUCUGGUUUCCAGCUAGGGCAAGUCUCCAAGAGGCAAAAAAGCGCUCAAUAUUGUUUGCCAACAAUAGAUAAGCAGCAAGGACAAAUUGCCGAUGAAAGUUGCCAGUAUCUCCCUCCUUCGAAGGAAAAUGUCUUUGAGAACGAUAAGCUAAACGAGAGUUGUCAGUAUCAAAUUCCAGAAAAAUUAAAAGAACAAAUGAUGGUUACAGACGAAAGUUGUCAAUAUCUACUUGAAAGCAAUGUACGGAAACAGAACAUGUCUACCAACGAGAGUUGCCAGUAUCGAGUCUCAACUUUUGAGAUCCCCAAACAGCAAAAAAUGGCAAAUGAUAGUUGUCAGUAUCGGAUGCCAUCAUAUAACUCACCACAAGAUCAGAUUCCGACAAAUGACAAAUUGCCCUACCGGGUGUCACCAUUUGAGAUCCCGAAACAGCAGAUGAUGACAAAUCAGAGUGGUCAAUACAGUGUGCAGCCAUUUGAGACCAAAACAAAUGACAUUUGUCAGUACGGACCUUCGCCAUUUGCAACCCCAAAAAAUCAGAGCAGUCAACGCUAUAAACUGUCUGCUUUUGAGGCUGAGAAGCAACCUGUCACUGCUAACGAAAGUUGUCAGUACUGGGUGUCACACACUGAAACACAGAAACCACACAUGGCUGCCAAUGAAAGUUGUCAAUACAUUGAAUCACCUGCCGAGAAUAAUAGCAAUAAGGAAUCAGAACCAAUCAUAGAAUUAAAACCAGCUAAAGUGAAAAAAGAGAAACUUGUACAAAGUAUAUGCAACCACUAUCCACCUUGUGAAGUCGUUAGAACUUGUCGCAAGCCUAAAUAUGAUCCGAAGCUACAGAACUCUUGUGUGCAUGUACCGAUGUGUGAGAAGGUACCUCUGUGUUUGAUGGAACUAAAGGCCCGCAACCGAGCCGUCACAUCCUGUCCACAUAAGCCUAAAUGCGCUGAAGUGCCUAUUUGUACGAGGAACUACAUAGUUUUGACAGCUAAGGAGGAGGCGGGUACUCAAGUGCGGCCAAAGACUAAGAUGGUGUGCAGACACGAGCCGCCGUGCAUCAUGAUCCCGCGGUGCCUGGCGCGCGCGUGUGAUGGCUGCAUACCCUGCGACGCCAUCCCCGACUGUGUGCACCAGCCGAUGUGCGAGAUGAUCCCCGCCUGCUGCAGGAAGUCAGCCAAAGAAAUGGCCCCGGCAACUUUGGAAGGCGGUGUACGGAAAGUAUCGAAGGUGCCAGUUUACUACGAGAACAAAUUUUUGAGAAUGAUGCAUUUGAAACGUUCUUGCAAGUGACUAACA
Helicoverpa zea (corn earworm) is the source of this 2877-nucleotide messenger RNA. RefSeq lists its product as uncharacterized. The coding region runs from base 1 to 2871 and encodes 956 amino acids. The transcript is spliced from 2 exons. Lineage: Eukaryota; Metazoa; Arthropoda; Insecta; Lepidoptera; Noctuidae. The record is from RefSeq and is a predicted model, not a curated record.